UUCACGACAGUGGGAUUAGGAGAAAAAGUGGCUUUUUUAUUCUGCAGGCUAUCAUCUCAGUGCUAAGAAGACAAAAUAAAUUGCACAUCAUGGACAGGGGACAGAGGGAAGAUGAAGAGAAGUGAAAAGUUUGGAUCACAAUGCCAAUUUUCUUUAAGUUUAUUAAAUGAAGAAAAUUUCAGAUCUCAUGGGAAAUAGAUUAAUAAGCCUGCAGAUGCAGAAGAAUCAUCUUUCUUGCUUUCUGAGACAUUACCCAACAAAAGGGUGCUAAAAAAUGUUCAAAUGGUGUAGCACCAUAAGGUAGGAUCAGUCUUCUUCAUUCUCUUCUUGUGUCCAGUUUGUGUCUUCAUCUCCACAGCCAGAGAUGACCACCUUCCAGAGAAUCAGCCGCUCAGAGGAGAGAGUUCCUUUUCCGAUUCCUGGCCUCGCUGCAGACAUCCUGCACAUGCGAGUCAAAGAAGGAAGCAAAAUUCGCAAUUUACUGCGGUUUGCAACAGCUCGCAUGCAAGGGAAAGAAGAGGACGGCAGUGUGCCGGCAGUGAGACAGGUGGUCUUCACAGGUUUGGGCAGAGGGAUCACCAAGACCAUCACCUGUGUGGAAAUCCUGAAACGUAAAGUGGAAGGGCUGCAUCAGGUUUCCAAACUUUGCUACAUGACAGUUAAUGAGGUUUGGGACAGUCCCCAGCAGGAAGUGGCAGGUAUAACUGUGGAGAGGACGGUGCCUGCCAUCUGCAUCCUGCUCUCCAAAGAUCCUCUGGAUCCCCAGGAGCUUGGCUAUCAGCCUCCACAAACCUUCAGCGUUCCCACAGAGGAAGAGGAGAAACGUGGAGAGCUGCUAAGAACAGCUGGCAGCCCAUCUUCACUGCUCACUGCCAAGAGGCUCUGUCUGGAUGAUUGGACUGGAUGUCCUCCCAAAACCUAGUUUAAUGAAAGAUUUAAAAAAUAUGAGAAAAUGUACAUUUAAUGUACAUUGUCCCAUCUAUAUAGUCAGAUUUGGCUGAAAAAAGUACUCUAAUAUUGUUCUAUUAUUCGUACUUGUGUAAUUUGUGCAGUAAGUUGUUACUUAUUUGUUACUGUGUAUAUAAAUAUCUUUCUAAUGAUUAUUUUACUGUCUGAAUUCAAAACGGAUAGCAAAAAGGGGAAAAAAAAUCUGCUUAUAGCAGCAGAUUGCUGCAUCUUGUGUUUUUUCAGUAAUCGUAAACUUUACCGUUUAAAUAAUGUGUAUCUAAACCUUUAUUUGCCACAACAUCUGCAUUCUGCUCUUUAACAAUCAAUUCAAUGUCACAAUGGUCAUAAUUAUUUUUGCUUAAUUGUUCACUUAUAUCAAAAUUGGAAAACAUGGGGUAGCAGUGGUUAUGUGUUAUUUGGAAUGUAGAUAAUACUGGAAAGUGAGCAAUUCACAAGUCAGUAGGGAAUUAUACGUUUUUAAUUCUACCAUCUACACUUCGGACAGUCUGUUUUUUGUAUAUCUAUCUCUGUUGCAGUUUUUUAGUUUUAACUUAUGCUUGAAACAAAUCAAUAAACUAAACUGA
Molecule: messenger RNA, 1532 nt
Organism: Girardinichthys multiradiatus
Lineage: Eukaryota; Metazoa; Chordata; Actinopteri; Cyprinodontiformes; Goodeidae
Gene: rpp25a
Product: ribonuclease P and MRP subunit p25, a
Exons: 1
Coding region: 365-922 (185 amino acids)
Biological process (GO): tRNA 5'-leader removal
Cellular component (GO): ribonuclease MRP complex
Molecular function (GO): RNA binding
Source: RefSeq, a predicted model, not a curated record